Molecule: messenger RNA, 2378 nt
Organism: Anneissia japonica
Lineage: Eukaryota; Metazoa; Echinodermata; Crinoidea; Comatulida; Comatulidae
Product: caseinolytic peptidase B protein homolog
Exons: 13
Coding region: 11-1900 (629 amino acids)
Biological process (GO): cellular response to heat
Cellular component (GO): cytoplasm; mitochondrion
Molecular function (GO): ATP binding; protein binding; ATP hydrolysis activity
Source: RefSeq, a predicted model, not a curated record
AUAAAAAAAAAUGAUGGCGAUGUGCACGCGUUUGGUACAAUUGAUAUCAAAUGUUUUUAGUGUAAAAAGUUCACAGGCUAAACAAUUAUUGUCUUGUCGAUUUGCUAGAAGUUACACCUCAGUACUCAAAAGCGCAACGCGAUGUAGAGAAAUAUCUUCAUGUUCGAGAAAAUUAAGUCGGUGUGUUAAUAAGCCAGUGAAUCAAGCCAGUGGGAUUGCUUCAGCAGCGAUGGUGUUUAGCAGCGUAGCAUAUUGUUUACAUACAACUGCAAAUUCAGGUAAUGAGCGUUUCCUUCAAGCAGCACGGACUAAUGAUGUUGAAACACUCAAAAGAUUAGUCACUCAGGGAGUAGAUGUAAAUGAGAGACAUAAAUUAGGAUGGACAGCUUUAAUGGUUGCAGCAAUCAACAGAAACGAAAGAGCUGUUAAGUUUUUGUUAGAAUCUGGAGCUGAUCCAAACUUAGGGGAUGAUUUUACAAGCACUUACCACAAAGCAAGAGAAACAGGUUUAAACUCUCUACAAGUGCUUGUGGUAAGAGAGGAUGAGUUCUGUGAUCGUCUUAGCAACCGUGCCUCAUUCAAAGGUUGUACAGCUCUACAUUAUGCCACAUUAGUUGAUGAUACCAAUAUCUGCCAACUAUUGAUGGAGGCUGGUGCUAAUCCAACACUAGAGAAUGAAAAUGGUCAUUCACCUGCAGACUAUGCUAGAACUAGAGAAAUGAAGCAACUGAUAGAAAGUUAUGCAAAGAAGUAUAAAGCUGUUGAGGAACAGAGAGCAUUAGAAGAGAGAAGGCGCUAUCCAUUAGAACAGAGAUUAAAAGAAAAUAUUAUUGGACAAGAGGGCGCUAUCACUACAGUUGCUGCAACAAUCAGGAGAAAGGAGAAUGGAUGGAUGGAUGAUGACCAUCCUCUGGUCUUCCUCUUUCUAGGAUCUUCAGGAAUUGGUAAGACAGAGCUUGCCAAACAAAUAGCGAGAUACCUACAUAAAGACAGCAAGAAAGGAUUUAUAAGAGUUGACAUGUCUGAGUACCAGGAGAAGCACGAAGUGGCCAAGUUCAUUGGCUCGCCACCAGGCUAUGUUGGGCAUGAACAGGGCGGUCAGCUGACCAAGAAGCUGAAACAGUGUCCAAACGCUGUUGUCCUGUUUGAUGAAGUGGACAAGGCACAUCCAGAUAUCUUGACAGUCAUGCUGCAGCUGUUUGAUGAGGGUCGUCUUACUGAUGGCAAAGGUACUACAAUUGAAUGUAAAGAUGCUAUAUUUGUGAUGACCUCAAAUUUAGCAAGUGAUGAAAUUGCUAAUCAUGGCCUACAGCUGAGGACGGAAGCUGAAGAGAUCAGUAGACAACGACAUAAAGCUAACCUAGAAAACACAACUGUUGAAGAGGAAAUCACAGUUUCUAGAAGGUUUAAGGAGUUGGUAGUGCAACCAAUACUAAAAAGACAUUUCAAACGAGAUGAGUUUCUCGGUAGAAUCAAUGAGAUGGUGUAUUUCUUGCCAUUCUCUCGGUCUGAGCUUAUUAAACUGGUUAAGAAAGAACUGGACUUCUGGGCAAAAAGGGCUGAACAGAAACACAACAUAGAGCUGACAUGGGACAGACAGGUACUGGAUGUACUGGCAGAUGGUUACAAUGUACAUUAUGGGGCAAGAUCAAUCAAGCAUGAAGUAGAACGAAGGGUGGUAAACCAGUUGGCGGCCGCGCAAGAACAGCAGCUUAUCAAGAAAGGUUGUCAUCUUAACAUUACAGUUGAUAAUCCAAACGAUGAACUUAGCAAGGAGACGACAAAGCAGCAACCGAAGGAACCCGCAAUCCGACUCCAAAUUACGGAGAAAGGGAAAAAACAAACUCUAGAUUUACCCCAUGUCCCAAUUGCAGAAAGAAUACAUGAUGCAUUUUUCUAAAACUUCCAAAAUAAUUUUUAAGUCUGAGAGUGCAAUUGUGGUCAUCAGAGGUCAUCAUAUAUUUUCUUACCUUAGCCCCAACAGGGCUGAGGUGGGUAUAAACUCUCCAUCUUUGAGAGUCCUUCAAUGGGGCCCCCUUCCCUCUAUUUCAAAUUCCUGUAUCUGUCACUGCUGUUCACCUGUUUCUGGCUGUGUGUGUGUGUGUGCAAUUUAGUGAUCUCCAUCUACGGUUUUGGUUCUCAAUGUUUGAGGUUUAAUUUAAUUUUAUAUUUGUUCUCAUGGGCCAAGAAUAUGCCAAAAGCAAACUUCUUCAUUUGUUUCCCCCCCCCCCUUUAUUUUUUUAUUUCAUUGAUUUGUUUACUGCAUUUACAGUACUACCUUGAACAGUUUCAUCUUAUUACCAAUUUAGCAAUCUUCAAAUUUAUUUUCUAUGUAGGCCUACUGCCAUUGUUGAAGUAAUAAACAGUAUGUAUAGAAA